Rotaria sp. Silwood2 is the source of this 1566-nucleotide messenger RNA. The record is from the annotation of a GenBank genome assembly. Lineage: Eukaryota; Metazoa; Rotifera; Eurotatoria; Philodinida; Philodinidae.
AUGAAAUUGGAGAACGUGGACGUUACUAAAUUACAACUUGCUGAUUUACCAAAAUUCAAUAAAUGUCCAUGUGAAUUAUGUGACGAUGGUUGUUUUGAUAGAGCUGGUAAUGAACAUCAUCCUGAAUGUCAACGACGAGCACCACAACGAUCAAAAUUACCUCUUGCAGCUCGUUGUCCACUUUCACAUUAUAAAGGUUCAUUUUUAGCUGCUACAUUAGCAUCCGGUGGAACAGCUCCUCAUCGUCGACAUCCAUGUCCUCCUGCACCUAAUAAUGAAAUACCAACAUCAUUCAAAAAUGUACCUAUGUCUGGUCUUAGUUCACAAAGAGAUCAUUAUCAACCACCACCAUCAAAUAUUACAAAAGAAAAAAUGGUUGUACCUAUUAAACAACCGGAUCAUUUAUUAAUAUCACAUGCUGUUCCAAUGGAAACUAAAACUCAAUAUCAAGUUGAAUAUAUUGAAAAACCUGUUAUUCCUGUAUCACGUCGUCCAAUACAUGAUUCAGUUAAAGAAUCUCAAUUAAAUAUAACUGAACCAACGGCAUCGAUUGCAUCACAAACAACAACUCGUGCUCAUUUUAAAUCAUGGCAAUCACCACCAUCACAACCAUAUACUGAAAUGCCAAGUGUAGCUGGUCAUGUUCUUUUUCCUGGUACAAAUCGUAAUUUUAAUACAACAACUGGAAGUACUUUUUUAUCAUAUCCAAAUGCAUCACAAACAAAACCAAUUGUUCGACUUGAACAUAGUUCAAUGGAUUUAGUUACAAAUUAUCGACACGAUUAUAUUACUCCUGAUGUAUCAUCAAUAAAAAAUAAUCAACAUAUAACAAGAGAUAUUAUACAAGAAGAAAAAGUUUAUACACGUCGUCCAAUGAAUGGAAUUUCACAAACAAGUUUUGAUUUUCGUCCUUAUACAAAACAUCGACCACCACCACCAGCUGAUACCGAACCAUUUCUAUCUCAAAUUACGAUAGGAAAUUCAUUUACACCUAUAGAAAAAGCAAGUCAAUAUCGAACUGAUUAUCCAGGUCAUAAUACAACUCAACAUCCUCGACAACCAGCUGUAGUUCCUAAAGAUCAUCAACAAGCAUAUGUAGCUCCAAUGCAAAAGAUGGAUACUUUAACAGUGACACAAAGAGAUUUUCAACCUAUUGAUAUGAAUACUUUACCACGUAUUCGACUUGUACCAUUAAAAUCAUCAUUAUCUAUAAAUGAUCAAACAGGUCCAAUGGAAAGUAUGACUAUGACUCGAUAUCAUUAUCAACCUUAUGAAUCUACAAUGUCGAAACGACGAUACGGUGAAUUAAUGCCUAAUGUUUAUGUUUCACCAAUUGAUAAAUUUCAAGGAAUAACAACAACUAGUGAAUCAUAUCAAGGAAGAUCAGGUCCACCAGCACGUCCUUGUAUUCCUGAACCAGAAAAAAUAAAACAAGGUGGUCAACAUGAUCAUAAUACAAAUUAUCGACUUGAUUAUCAUCCACAUGGUCUUAGUUUAUGUGCUGCUAAAGCUUAUACAAUUGCUCAAAAUAAAGAAGCAACUCAAACGCCUAUAUCUACUCAAUGA